ACAGGAUUGCUACCUCGAAAUCAGUCCCCUCUGAGAGCGACCCGACUAAUCCACCAAUCCGCACGGAGGGGCACUGCGUCUCCUGAAAAGGCCUUUCAGGAGCGCGUACAGGAGGUUCGCAAUGCCAUUUCCGAUCCCUAUCCGCGCCUGGGAACGGAUGCGCGCACGGUGAGCUGUGGCGAGUUCCGUACGCGUUAUGCCUCACUGGCCAUCAAUGAAUCAGUAGAAGAGUCGGUUGUGGUCUCCGGUAGAAUUCGUACCUAUAGGCUUGCUGGAAGCAAAUUGAUCUUCUUCGAUCUCGUCCAAGACGGCCACAAAAUCCAAGUGAUGUGCAACAAGCGUCAGCUUGAUGGCAUCUCGCCCGAGCAGUUUAAGAAGUUGUAUCGCCUGCUGCGCCGCGGCGAUGCAUUUUCUGUGACCGGAAAACCCCAUCGCACCGGCCGAGGCGAGCUCACCGUUGAUGCCACCGAGCUACCUACGCUAUUGGCUCCUUGCCUGCACGAUGUCCCCGUCCACGACUCUUCGCACGAGACCUCGCCCUAUCCUCGCCAUGUACAGUUCCUGGCCGACCCAGCUACCGCACAGAUCAUUCGCGCGCGGUCUUCGUUGACGCAGUAUCUGCGCCAGUUCUUCGUGGAUCGCUCGUUCAUGGAGGUGAAUACGCCUAUAAUUGGGGCCCAGGCUGGUGGCGCUAUUGCUCGUCCAUUCUAUACCGCGGCCACUGAAUUCCCAGAUCGGGAGCUGUCUCUGCGAAUUGCCCCCGAGUUGUGGUUGAAGCGGCUGGUUGUGGGAGGGUUCGACAAGGUCUUUGAGAUUGGACCGUCUUUCCGCAAUGAAGGAAUCGACAAGACCCAUAACCCCGAGUUCACUACCUGCGAAUUCUACCACGCGUAUGCCAACCUGGAGGAUCUCAUGCGCAUCACGGAGGAUCUCCUCUCUGGCGUAGCCAAACACAUCCACACCCUUAACCACGACGGCGCUCUCAGCCCAACUACUGCAGAUUUUACCACUCCAUUCCGCCGCAUCGACUUCGUCACCGGCAUCGAGGAACGCAUUAAUCGAAAACUCCCUGACCUUACCUCUCCCUCCGCUCUCGAAGAUCUGCAUGUCCUUUUCCGCGACCUCUCCCUCCCUCUCCCUGAGAAGGCCACACUCCCCCGUCUCCUCGAUGAGCUUUGCGGCACCUAUGUUGAACCGGACUGCAUUAACCCAACCUUUAUCAUCAACCCACCCGAAUGCCUUUCCCCACUCUCCAAAUCCUUUAAGCACCCGACUACAAACCAGAUUGUUGCCGCUCGCGGUGAGCUCUUCAUUGAAGGCAAGGAAUUGGUGAAUACCUACGAAGAGGAGAACUCACCUUUUGAGCAACGCCGCAAGUUCGAGGACCAGCUGCGCUUUAGCAAAGCGGCUGGCGAACCGGGCGAGGUGGACGAGAAUUACCUCGAAGCCCUUGAGUGGGGACUGCCCUCGACCGGCGGUUGGGGAUGUGGCAUCGAUCGGCUGGUGAUGCUUUUCACAGGCGCCAAACGGAUUAGCGAUGUGUUGCCCUUUGGAACUUUGCGUGCGGUCACUCGCCGUUCUGAGUAG
This is a messenger RNA of Penicillium argentinense, 1587 nucleotides long. RefSeq lists its product as uncharacterized. The annotation marks the transcript as partial. The transcript has 4 exons. Gene Ontology annotation, cellular component: mitochondrion; cytoplasm. Gene Ontology annotation, biological process: mitochondrial lysyl-tRNA aminoacylation. Gene Ontology annotation, molecular function: ATP binding; lysine-tRNA ligase activity; tRNA binding. NCBI's taxonomy places the organism in Eukaryota, Fungi, Ascomycota, Eurotiomycetes, Eurotiales, Aspergillaceae. The record is from RefSeq and is a predicted model, not a curated record.